Molecule: messenger RNA, 1998 nt
Organism: Mangifera indica (mango)
Lineage: Eukaryota; Viridiplantae; Streptophyta; Magnoliopsida; Sapindales; Anacardiaceae
Product: mitotic checkpoint serine/threonine-protein kinase BUB1
Exons: 14
Coding region: 111-1694 (527 amino acids)
Biological process (GO): mitotic spindle assembly checkpoint signaling; meiotic sister chromatid cohesion, centromeric; protein phosphorylation
Molecular function (GO): protein kinase activity; ATP binding
Source: RefSeq, a predicted model, not a curated record
UAUCUAAAAUUUGAAAAGCAAAAAACUUCCCGCUUCGUCUGUGCGCUCCGGAUCUCUCUUUGAAUCACAUCAACUGAAUUUCUCUCCCGUAAUAGUGACAGAAAAAAGAUAUGGCCGUUGUUCUGCCCAGCUUUGAGGACAACACCGCUGCUCAAGACCCUCUGUUGCCAUGGCUUUUGUCCAUAAAAAAGGCACUGGAUGAGUGGUGUUCUGGAAACCAUUCUGUUACUACAGAUCUCGAUAAGCUCUUAUUAGAUUGUAUCACUACUUUCAAGCACCAUUCGCACUACAAAAACGACCUCAGAUUUCUCAAGAUUUGGCUUCUCUACUUGGAGGGCAAUAAAGAUUUUGAAAAGGUUUUCAAAGAAAUGGAGGAGACUGAGAUAUGUAUCGGUCACUCUUGUCUAUAUCAGUGGUAUGCGUUUUUUCUUGAAGCAAAAGGGUUGUGGCAGGAUGCUCAUAUGGUUUAUCAGAUGGGUAUUUCAAGGAAAGCGGAACCUCUUGAGCAGUUGAAGGAGGCACAAUCCCUAUUUCUUGAUAGAAUGUCUGAAAGACUUGAUGCUUCUUCACUUCAGAAGAUUGAUGAAUCCAUCGAGUCUGGAAAAAGUACUAUUAACCCAUGGGCUAUCUGCACCGUCAAAGAUCUACUUAAGAAGAUAAAUCCUCAAAUGAUAAAAUACGAUGGUUACCAUCCAAGUAACAAAGCUUACCCAGGAAAGGUAGCUUUAUCUUCUCUGAAUAAUUCGUCAAGGAAUAAAAUAAUUGAGAUAGGUGGAAAGAAGUACCAGAUCAAGGGUUGUGCAGGUCAGGGUGGCUUUGCUAAAGUAUUUAAAGCUUGUGUCAACAGUAAUCCUGAUGAUGUUGUGGCUUUAAAGAUACAAAAGCCUGCUUUCCCUUGGGAGUUUUACAUGUAUCGGCAGCUUGAUCAGCGCAUCUCAGACAAGGAAAGGUCAAACUUCGGUUUUGCACACAGAAUUCAUCUUUAUUCAGACUACAGCAUACUUGUUUGUGACUAUCUGCCCCAAGGGACUCUCCAGGAUGCCAUAAAUUCUUAUGUUGUUAUUGGCAAGUCCAUGGAAGAGGUUUUAUGCAUUUAUUACACCACAGAGAUGCUCUGUAUCCUGGAAUCUUUGCACAAUGUAGGCAUCAUUCACGGUGAUUUCAAGCCUGAUAAUCUGCUUAUUCGCUAUGCAAGGGAUGAACUUACAUUGCACGAGUUUCAUGACCGGACUGGCCCUUGGCAUGAUCAGGGACUUUGCCUUGUUGAUUGGGGAAGGGGAAUAGACCUGCAUCUUUUUCCUAAAAACACAGAAUUUGAGGGAGAUUGUCGUACUUCUGGCUUUCGCUGUGUAGAAAUGCAAGAGAAGAAGCCAUGGACAUUUCAGGUAGACACAUAUGGCUUGUGUGUUGUUGUUCACAUGAUGCUGCACGGCUCUUAUAUGGAAGUUGAAAAGAAAGCAUCAUCAGACGGUAGCUUCAUUUAUCUACCAAAGUCAUCGUUCAGACGAUAUUGGAAUGUUGAACUAUGGAAGAAUCUCUUCUCAAAGCUACUUAACAUGAGCCCUGGCCGUGACAAAAAAGUUUUGCAGGAAUUGAGGAAGUCCUUCCAGGAUUACAUGAUUUCUAAUACUGAGCAUAUAAAGAAACUUAAAGAGUUACUGGCAAGGCAGAAGGCUUCCUUGUGUUCUGCUUAAUCAUCUUUCAGCUUCCAUUUCAUGGUAUUAUUACUCUUUCACCUAUUCAGAAGCUGAAGCGCCGCAUUUCAAUUUUUUAUCUGAAUAUACAUGUGCAUUCUUGGAACUCCUUUUAAUCGCUAAUUGUAAAACAUGUUAUCUAAAAUUUAUGCUAAGUGAACAAAUAAUGUAGGAGAAGUUGUAACCUCAUUUAUGUGUCUGACCAAGAUUUCUUUUUGAGUUUUUGUACAUGAAACUGACAUACCAUCCUCCUGAAUGUAGGUUGGUUUGUAUCGAUUGUUUUAUCGUAAAUUCUAUUCACUGC